Messenger RNA from Danaus chrysippus (African queen), 753 nucleotides. Lineage: Eukaryota; Metazoa; Arthropoda; Insecta; Lepidoptera; Nymphalidae. The record is from the annotation of a GenBank genome assembly.
AUGCAAUUAGUUGCAAAAGUCUAUCUUUUCAGAAGUCCUUAUACGAUAUGCUUCAUUUCCGAAGAUAGCGUUACAUUGUCCAACGAAGGAAAGUAUAAAUCUAUAGGGGUAAAUGUUAUCAAAAAGAAAGUAAUUAGUGGCGAUGAAUUGAGUAAAAAUGUGAAUGUUCGAAGUUCAAAUAGAAAAAUCCUUAAAUUAAGUACAACAGCUCUAUUUCUACAACCUUUUUUAAGAGAGUGUUUGAAUUCAAAUAUAUAUAGAACAAAUGUGUUGUUGCAUUUGAAUAAAUUAAGUGAAGAAACAAAUAGUAGAACUGUAUUUUUGAAACUAAUUUUAGAACCACCGGACAGAGAAGUCAUUGAUUAUGUAUGGAAUGACAAGAUGCUACAUUUAAUAUGGAUGCGGGUAGAAAUAGAAAAUGCCUUUUCUUGGCUUUCUACAUUGGGAGGAGCUUAUUCAGCACUGGGGGACUAUUUCGAGCAUUGUGCUGAAGAAGCAGGGAGAAUAUCAAUCAGACAAUAUAAGUUAUCCAAAAUGUUGGGUGAUGAGGGCCUCGCUGCUAGGAGCAGGUUGUAUUCAGCUUUGGCUUAUGCUCAGAAAGGUCAACUUAAAUUAUCGAGGCAUAUCAUCAGAAAUGUUGCAGCAUUUGCAAGAGAUAUACAUGAUAAUCGUCUAAAUCGAAUGUGUCAGGGUGUAUGGGCUAAGAUAAAGUACUUAAAGCAAUUGAAAUGUUCAGCUUAUAGUGAGAAAUAG